This is a messenger RNA of Alnus glutinosa, 711 nucleotides long. RefSeq lists its product as uncharacterized. The coding region runs from base 1 to 711 and encodes 236 amino acids. The transcript has a single exon. The record is from RefSeq and is a predicted model, not a curated record. Lineage: Eukaryota; Viridiplantae; Streptophyta; Magnoliopsida; Fagales; Betulaceae.
AUGGAGGAGUUAAUAGAAAGUUUGGAGGGUAGUAUGAAACUUUCGGAGGGGGAACAGACUGGAAUAUUAAUUACAGAGGAAGACAUAGCGGAUUUAAGUCUAAAAAGUGGCCGUUGUCUUAUAGGGUGCCUCAUGUCUGACAGGAAGAUCCGGAAGGAAGCUUUAUGUACUCUUAUGGCUCGUCUCUGGAGGAUGGAAGGUGAGGUAGUCUUCAAGGAAUUAUAUGAUAAUAUUUGGUUGUUAGAGUUCUCUACUACUUCUGAUAAGAAAAGAGUUCAAGAAGGGAGUCCUUGGCUUUUUGACAGAAGUGUUCUUGUGCUGAAGGAAGUGGAUGAAAAUAUUUCUCCUCUUCAGAUGGAUUUUUCUAAAUCCCCCUUUUGGAUUCAGAUUCAUGAUUUGCCUCUUGUUUGCAUGAACCGAGAAGUGGGGCUUAAAAUAGGAGCUUCUAUUGGAGAGGUUGAAGAUGUAAAAGUUUCAGGGGAUGGAGGGGGUUGGAGUCGAGGAUUGAGGGUGCGGGUUCAAGUGGACUUAACAAAACCGUUGGAGCGUGGCCGUGUUUUGAAGUUUAACGGGAAGCAAGUUUGGGUGUCUUUUAGAUAUGAAAAGUUGCCCCAUUUUUGCUUUAAUUGUGGAAGGAUCUUUCAUGAUAAAAUGCCAUGCAGUGGAAGUUCGGGGGCUAGGCAGGAAGUAACGGGGUCAUUGAAGCCAUAG